AUGACUAGAGCUCGAUACAUCCUGCUCAUACCAAAAGAAGCCAUUAACGCUGCGACGGACGAACGUAUGACAUUUAACGAGCUCGCGCAACAGUCUGUCGAUAUCGCCCUCUCGCUUGCUCAUAUUGGCGUUAAAAAGAAAGAUAUAGUUGUCAUAUGCAGCUCUAAUAGGAUGGAAUAUAUACCUAUUGCUUUUGGGACCUUAUUAGCUGGCGCUGUACUAGCUAACAUCAAUGAGAACAAAGAAAUCAUUAAUCGCGACACCGACAUUGAGAAGACCAUUGUCUUCGACGAACCUGUGGAGGGGGCGAUACGUUUUAAGGACUUCUUGAGCCAACACGCGAGUGUCGAGGACUUCGAAGCGACUCCUGUGAACGGAUGUGAGGAUUUGGCAAUUAUUUUGUUUUCAUCCGGUACUACUGGCAUGCCGAAAGGAGUUAAAUUUACCCAUUACAGUUUUUUGUGCUCUGCUCAGGAUCCCUCAAGCAGCGCAGAUGAAGGUGCGGUGUUACUAGGAUCAGUGGACUGGUCGAACUCCUACGGAAUCGUAAUACUGUUUCGUCAUCUGGACGGGGGUUUUGUGACAGUAAUUGGUGCUGAUCCAGAUGGAGAACAAACACUUGAUAUAAUUCAAAAAUAUAAGUUAAGAGUAGAUUGUUUAAGUAAUGCUUCUUGGAAUGUGGUGCGAGUUCACACUAUACCAACACUACCCACGACUAUCGCCGCCAUCAAUAGCGUGAAGGACAUUUCCAAGUAUGACACCAGCUCGUUGCGGAAAAUUUCUGUAUGCGGUACAAUUUGCAACGAGAGUAUUUUAGAUACCUUUAAAAAGAGAAUACCAAGCCUUGAAUCAGUGAGCCAUUAUUAUGGUUUAACGGAAGUAGGAUGUAUAAAUAAUUCGAAAUUUGCAAAGUUUGGACAUCGGCAAGGGAGUGUUGGUUGCGUGCGGAAUGUAUUCGUUGUUAAGAUCGUAGACGUGGAGACGAGAGAGCCUCUGGGGCCGCACCAGCGAGGUGAGAUAUGUUGUAAGUCACCUACACUCCUGCAAGGCUACAUCGGCGGGGAAAUCGAUUAUUUGGACGAAGAAGGCUUCUUUAAGACCGGCGACCUGGGUUACUACGACGAAGACCAAUACAUUUAUGUCGUUGAUAGGAUAAAAGAUAUAAUUAAACACAACAGCUGUACGGUGUCUCCAUCUGAACUGGAGGCAGUGCUGCUGCAGCACCCAUCGGUGCACGAUGUGGGAGUAGUGGGCGCUCCACACGGAGAAACACAAGAACUGCCUACAGCCUUCGUGGUUCUGAAACCUGGUGCCCAGGUCACCGAACAGGAGCUCAUAGACUUUUUUAAUAAGAACGUGGCUCAAAAUGUGAUGCAACUGGCGGGCGGAGUGCAUUUCAUAAACGAACUGCCGCGAGGCGCUGGACUUAAACUGGACAGAAAGAAGCUCAGAUCAAUGUUGUAAUUAGUUUGAUUAUAAUAAAUAAA
This is a messenger RNA of Nymphalis io (European peacock), 1487 nucleotides long. RefSeq lists its product as uncharacterized. The transcript has 10 exons. The coding region runs from base 1 to 1464 and encodes 487 amino acids. The record is from RefSeq and is a predicted model, not a curated record. NCBI's taxonomy places the organism in Eukaryota, Metazoa, Arthropoda, Insecta, Lepidoptera, Nymphalidae. Gene Ontology annotation, molecular function: CoA-ligase activity.